CAUUGUUGGCAAGUGCCGAUGAGCCUCGCAGAGGAGUGAGGAGCGGCGCUAGGGCUGCGGCAGCGGCAGAGCCCCGCCGUCACGUCAACCCGGGAGAGGAGGGCAGCGCUCUCUAUGCGGGGUGACUGCUGCUGACUGAUUUCACCGCCACCUUUGAAGGGAAAGAAGAAAGCAGCCGGGAGGUGGGAGAUGGCGGAACACAUGAUGGCCAUGAACCACGGGCGAUUCCCCGACGGCGCCGGCGGGCUCCACCACCACCCCGCGCACCGGCUGGGCAUGGGGCAGUUCGCCGCCCCCCACCACCACCAGCAGCAGCAGCAGCAGCCGCACGCCUUCAGCGCCCUGAUGGGAGACCACAUACAUUACGGAGCGGGCAAUAUGAACGCGAGCGGCGGGGUCCGGCACGCCAUGGGGCCGGGCGGCGUGGGAGGGGGGCACCCGGCCGGCAACAUGCCGCCCCCCGCCCGCUUCAGCGGUUCCCAGUUCAUGGCCCCCCCCGUGGGCAGCCCGGGAGGGCAGCUUAGCGCCAGCAUGCAGUUGCAGAAGCUCAACAACCAGUACUUCAGCCACCACCCGUACCCGCACGGCCACUACGUGCCGGACUUGCACCCCGGCGGCCACCCGCUGAGCGGCGGCGGACAGCAUUUCAGGGACUGCAACCCCAAGCACGGCGGCGGAGGCAGCGGCUUGCCGCCCGCCGUGCCCCACGUCCCCGCGGCGAUGCUGCCGCCCAAUGUCAUAGACACUGACUUCAUCGACGAGGAGGUCCUCAUGUCCUUAGUCAUCGAAAUGGGGCUGGAUCGCAUCAAGGAGCUGCCCGAGCUGUGGUUGGGACAGAACGAGUUUGACUUCAUGACGGACUUCGUUUGCAAACAGCAGCCCAGCAGGGUGAGCUGCUGAUUCAUUUCCAACAAACAAAGGACUUUCUAGCGGUGCGAGUGAAAACAUUCCCCCCAACGCGGUGUCUCACUUUUCGCUGCCCGAAAAGGUGAGAAUCUGGAAAGCAGAGUAAACUAUGCGCUUGCGUAAACUCUUUUUUUUUUUUUUUUUUUUUUUUUUUUUUUUUUUUUUUUUUUUUUUAAUUGCUGCCACUUCUUAUUUUUGUAGCCUCGACAUUCACGUGUCCUCUCCCCCCCACCUCUCCCUCCCAUCCUUCCCCCGUCCCCCCGGGGAUCAUUCUCAUCGAACUGUGCCUUUGGGCGCUGUUUGCCCCCUUCCUCUCUCCCGGUUUCCUCGCAGGAACGUGCCCAUCACUCCCACCGUGCUGAACAGAUAGAUGUUAAUCUCGGCAAACUGCUUGAUCUUGGGGAUUUUGGAAACGAUGGUUUCUAGUGACUCGAGCUGCAUUUAAAUUCUGAGGGAACAGGGAAAAAGGCAUUCGUUGGUUGCAUGAACUUUGAAGGGCAGAUACUACUGCACAAAUGCUGCCAUCUUGCUUAAUUUUUAACUAUGCAUCGCAGUGCAGGCUAAUGAAUACAUUAUUUUAUUUUAUUUUUCGGAUAUGCUAAACUGGAAGCUUAGCAGAUGUGGGCCAAACCUUUCCAGAUCAGAACAAGUGAUACUAUUACUUAGAGUCUGCUGCCCAUUCCCCCUCCCCCAUGUGUACAGACAAUAAUAUGGUGUGGAUGGAAUGCUGACUAGUGGCAAACAUUUCACAGGUCUUCUUUCCAUCUCUCUUUUUUUUUUUUUUUUUUUUUUUUAAUUUUUAUUUUAGUUCUAAUUAUUUU
Messenger RNA from Centrocercus urophasianus (Greater sage-grouse), 1727 nucleotides. It is a transcript of the gene CITED2, whose product is annotated as Cbp/p300 interacting transactivator with Glu/Asp rich carboxy-terminal domain 2. NCBI's taxonomy places the organism in Eukaryota, Metazoa, Chordata, Aves, Galliformes, Phasianidae. Gene Ontology annotation, biological process: regulation of DNA-templated transcription; left/right pattern formation; sex determination. The record is from RefSeq and is a predicted model, not a curated record. The transcript has 2 exons. Gene Ontology annotation, cellular component: nucleus. Bases 190 to 900 code for a protein of 236 amino acids.